Messenger RNA from Branchiostoma belcheri (Belcher's lancelet), 1853 nucleotides. RefSeq names its product trans-L-3-hydroxyproline dehydratase-like. The record is from RefSeq and is a predicted model, not a curated record. Bases 54 to 1115 code for a protein of 353 amino acids. The transcript has 3 exons. Gene Ontology annotation, molecular function: hydro-lyase activity. NCBI's taxonomy places the organism in Eukaryota, Metazoa, Chordata, Leptocardii, Amphioxiformes, Branchiostomatidae.
UAUGGAAUAGUGGACUAUUCCAUGUUUGACCUUUGACCCAAUCAGUCGCCAACAUGGCAGGAUCCGAACUUGCGGCAACUCUUUCCGACUCCAACAUGUCCGAAUCGCCUCCUUUCGUGAUCAAAACCGUCGAGAUGCACACAGGCGGCGAGCCCAUACGAAUCAUCACCGACGGGUACCCCAGAAUCGAGGGGAAAACCAUCCUGGAGAAGCGGGCAUACGUACGGGACCACCUCGACGUGUUCCGGCAGAGGUUGAUGUGGGAGCCGAGGGGCCAUUUCGACAUGUACGGUGCCCUUCUCGUAGAGCCAGACGACGAAAGCGCCGACAUCGGCGUGCUUUUCAUGCACAACGAGGGCUACAGCACCAUGUGCGGGCACGCGUGUAUAGGGCUGGGGCGAUAUGCGGUAGACAAGGGGGUAGUUCCCGCGAAAAGCCCGCAGACCGAGCUGGUUAUCCAGUGCCCGACCGGCCCGGUGAAAGUCUGGGUCGACUACCAGGACGGGAAAAGUGGGCGUGUCCGGUUCCACAGUGUCCCAGCGUUUGUCUUCGCACUCGACCAAGAAGUUGACGUGCCAAACUACGGACGCGUGAAGGUAGACAUCGCGUACGGCGGUGCGUUCUACGCCUUUCUCCCCGACAGCUCUCUAGGGUUAGAUCUCCGCACAGCUCCGGCUGAAGCUGUGAAAACCGCGGCCACUGCAGUCACGGAGGCCGUGAAGAAGGCCGUCCCGUUACGCCACCCGGGACACCCGGAUCUGGCGUUCCUGUACGGGACGAUUGUCACAGAUGGGCGGGACGAGUACGCCCCUACGCCGACGGUCAACACCUGCGUGUUCGGUGACGCCGCCGUGGACAGGUCUCCCACGGGCUCGGGCGUCACGGCAAGAGUUGCCAUACAGUAUCGCCGUGGGCAGAUCGACCCGACCAGAGAGCGGCAGUUCGCGAGCGGCGCCACGGGCUCCGUGAUGACCGGCCGGCCCGUCAGGGAGACCAAGUGGGGGGAGUUCGACGCCGUGAUCGUGGAGGUGGCGGGACACUCGUACUACACCGGAACAGCCGAGUUUACAGUCGAGUCGGACGACCCGCUGAAAAACGGCUUUCUUGUCAAGUGAUUGUCAACGUAUAAUUUUAUUAUAUAUGAAUGAAUGAAUGAAGGCCAUUAUUUUACACAUAUACUCACUGGGUUAACUACAGGUUACAACAAAAGAGUAUAAUAUACAGAUAACGUUACAUAUAUACAAUGUCAUGAGUAACGUAACUUUUUAAUGAAUGGAUGAAUGUACACAUACAUGUAUACCAUCUUGGUUAAGUACAGGUCACAACAGAAGAAUAGUAUACGGAUAACGUUAUGCAAAUGUACAUUGUCAUUACUAUUACAUGGUUGUUAAUGCACCAUUAUACAUCCAUGUUAUACAACCUUAAUUACCACCAACUUUCCUAAAGCAAAAUUUCUUCUCAUUUUUAUUUUAUCACAAGACGACUUGGUUGGCCCAACAACUUGUAAAAGUUGAUAUCUAAGUUUUAUUUGAGUUUCAGUGAUUUUUCUUACCCGAGAAAUGUGAGGUAAAUUGUAGAUAUAUGGGAGAUGUUGCUUCACAUAUCCUGCUACCUCAUGAGUUGAAGAUCCGUAAAUAUUCAUACAGGAUCCUAAAACAGGAUACUAGGAGGGGAAUGCAAUAAAUUUCAGAGGUUAACGGGCGACAGUGAUCUGGUAUAAUCUCCAAGCAGAUCAUACGGUGGCAUAUAUCUAUUGGCCAGAUCAGUGUCCAUUAAGCUUCGGUCACAACCCGCCGUAUGUACUUCUGCGUGAUGUCUACGUGCAAAAACGUGGGCAAACGCAGGGCAUCCGU